This is a messenger RNA of Theileria annulata, 1611 nucleotides long. Its product is annotated as zinc-finger protein zpr1, putative. Gene Ontology annotation, cellular component: nucleus; cytoplasm. Gene Ontology annotation, molecular function: zinc ion binding. Lineage: Eukaryota; Apicomplexa; Aconoidasida; Piroplasmida; Theileriidae. The record is from RefSeq and is a predicted model, not a curated record. The transcript has 8 exons. Bases 1 to 1611 code for a protein of 536 amino acids.
AUGGAGAAUGAAUCUAGAAUUGAACUAGAAAAUCCAGGAGAUUACGUAAAUGAUGAUGAAGCUGUAGUAGAAUCAGUAUGUAUGAGCUGCGGCGAGAACGGAACUACGAGAAUUUUGGCCAGAAAAAUACCUCAUUUCAAUGAUAUACUUGUGAUGUCAUUUGAGUGCAGUUUCUGUGAUAAUAAAAACAAUGAAAUUCUAAACAUAUCAAAAUUACAAAACCUCGGAGUCUCUUACAACAUUCAUGUUAAUAAUCCAGAAGGUUUAAAUAACCAAAUUGUUAUCACCAACACAUCAGCCGUUAAAUUAAUUGAUUUGGAAUUUGAAAUACCCAAAUUGGAUAGAAAGGGUAUAGUUACCACAAUUGAAGGCCUGCUGACUAACAUUAUCAACAAUUUGACUGAUCAUAUUAGUUCUUUUGAAAGUCUUGGUGUAGAUAAUGCGGAAACUGACGCUAUCCUGAAUAAAGAACUCACAAAUUCUACUAACGAUGUGAGUAUAAAAGUGGAUGAGAAUGUUUAUAAAUUGGCUGAAUAUUUACAAAAACUCGAUAAAAUAAAGAAUAGACUGGUUUCAUAUUCCACAGGAUUGGAAUCUUUUACACUGUUUAUUGAUGACCCAAGUGGUAACAGUUAUGUUGAAAAUGAUAAUAACAAGUUGGAACUAACAGUUAAUAAAUAUGAAAGAACCAAUGAGCAUUUAGAGAAAAUGGGCUAUGCAUGCCAACCAGAGGAUGAAGGUUCACCAGACGAUGACAACGAAUCAAAUGGACCUCACCAGUCGGACCAUGAGGAUGGUUUAAAUGAUUUCUUUUUUGUUAAUUGCACAAACUGUGGCUUUAAAGGGAAGAACCAAAUUUGUGAAAUUGCAAUACCUGGGUUUGACAAGUGCAUAAUAAUGUCAUUCGUGUGUGACAACUGCAACUAUAGAACAAAUGAACUCAAACCUGGUGGCGGAAUUAAGGAAUACGGCAAGGUUUGGCACCUUAAAAUCAAUAGUGUUGACGAUAUUAAACGGGAUAUUAUUCUGUCAAACACUUGCGAAAUCAGCAUCAAUGAGUUGGAACUGACGAUAUCCCCAGGUUCAUUGAGUAGUUUGUUUACUACAAUUGAAGGAUUAAUUAAUAAAAUAAUUGAGAAUUUGCACUCAACAUUCCCCUUUUUAAUAGGUGAUUCAAGCCUCAAUUCAGACGAAAUGAGCCACAACAAUGGUGACUCGACACCUUUAGUGAACGGCAUGUACAUAAAUAAAAGCAAAAUAAAGUCAUUGAUAAACAAAUUGAAAGAAGUAAUUGAUUGUAGAAAUGGUUCAAAAGAGGGAAUCAAUAUCGCAUUUAACGACCCAUUGGAUAACACAUUUAUUUUCACAUACACCAACAGUAACGCUCAAAUUACAAGUGAAGGCAUAAAAAACAAUAUUGAUAGUAUUAUAUCCAAGUAUAAUGUAGUCAACGAGGAAACUAAAGGGUCAGUUGAGGAUUGUCCAGAUUUUGAUAACUUAAAUAUCGGUAAAUCAGCACUCCUGGACGAAAAAAUCGUAGUUGAUGAAAACUUGUACUAUAUUAAUUAUAAUAGAACAGAUGAACAAAAUGAAGAGUUUGGACUAAUUUAG